Messenger RNA from Osmerus eperlanus (European smelt), 4252 nucleotides. RefSeq names its product poly(A)-specific ribonuclease (deadenylation nuclease) (gene parn). NCBI's taxonomy places the organism in Eukaryota, Metazoa, Chordata, Actinopteri, Osmeriformes, Osmeridae. The transcript is spliced from 27 exons. Gene Ontology annotation, molecular function: poly(A)-specific ribonuclease activity; RNA binding; metal ion binding. The record is from RefSeq and is a predicted model, not a curated record. Gene Ontology annotation, biological process: nuclear-transcribed mRNA poly(A) tail shortening. Gene Ontology annotation, cellular component: cytoplasm; nucleus. Bases 1648 to 3657 code for a protein of 669 amino acids.
AAUACAGACCACGCAUCUAGAUUCAAAACAGCCAGUCAGCAUCACUGAAGGAGACACUCUGAAACUCAACUGCAAGGCGCGAGCUAACCCCGCCCCCUCCUACUCCUGGACAUUCCCCCAAGCUCUCGGCCACACCCACGACACAGAGGUCCCUCAUCCUCCCUCACGUGAAGCACACAGGAAAUUACACGUGUAAAGUCUGGAACAGCCAAGGGACUGAUGCCAUACGUACCUGGUGGAGGUCAAAAGUGGACUGGCUCCCCAUCAUUGCAGGGCUGGUGGGGGCGGUGAUAUUUGUUGUCAUAGUAAUUGGAUGUUUCAUAUUCAAGGGCCCAUUACAAUCAGACCAGGACCGGACGCUAUGACUUAAGGAACAUCUUCCAAUCACUGAAGGGUGCCAGCAAUCAUGUGGCCCUGUCCAAUGGGUCUCUUCUGUAGGACGAGGCUUAGGGAGGUUGACUGGAAAACUUUUUGGUUGUUUUAGCCAAUCUCUUUUGUAGGGCGGGUCUUAGGAGAGUCCAUAGACAAACCUACUGGUUGAUGAUGGUAAAUGCUGCUGUAAGUUAACAAAAUAUAGUGUAAAUAAAUCAAUGGCUAAAGAUAUUUAGGCAAGACACUGGACAAGAUACAGUAUUUGAGGUGUUGUAAACCUACAGAUUUGCCUCCACAAACUUUCUUGUUGCUAUGUUGUUUGUUGCUGUCAUGUUGCUAAAGAUGUCCAACAUGUGUUUAAGGUGUGCUUGAAUGUCAAUGUAGACCAUAGGCUACUACUGAGGACUGAGUACAGGAACAGCACAAUCACAUGGUUAUGUUUCUAUGGUGACCACAGGAAUGUCAGGAAUAUGAGUGACUGUUUCAAUGUGAGACAAUUUGUCCAUAUUUUAUUUGACUUUCAGUCAUGUAAUGUCAAAUCAAUUUGCAUUGUAGAUCUGAACAUGAAAAGUGACAAAUCUUUUUAAAAGGUUUUCAAGACUGCCAUUCACUAACCAUAGUAACCAUGACAGAAACAUAACUUGAUAGCAAGCUAAAAUUUUUGAGCGUUUCUAAAAAGGUUUCCAGACUAAAAUGUUAACAGUAUUCUGAAUAUGUGAAGUUAAAAAAUACCUACUAUUCAUUUCAACACUGAAGCAUCAACAGUUAUCAUAGGUCACAUGAGUUUAAUCUGCACACGUUAUAAGUAAAUCACUGACGCUCAGCAUACUGUGACUGAGUUUUAACCAACGGUUUUGUGUGAGUGAGUUGGUAGACAUUUUAUGUGUUAUGUUUUUCCAGCCCACCGUUAAUAAAAACUAUUGUGAGGGAAGGCCGUCUGCCGUGUGUCUUGCCCCCUCUAGAGUCAAAAGUAGAACAUCGAGACAACGCCACCGAAGUUAAAUCGAUUGAAUACAUUUAGCUGCCGUUAAACACCGUUUUGAGCUUGUGUAACGAUGGUCAAACACUCAAACGAUGGACAGACGAAAACAUUCUUUAGCUCUGGAAGUUGUAUGUGGGAGACUGAGUGAAAGACAAAAAACGGCGUUAGAUAAAGGACAUGUUAUUAUGAUUUAACGCAGAACGUCAUAACACCGGAAGUACUCAAGCUGGAAAGGUUAAAAGGGACUUCUUUUAGCCGUCUCCCGUUAGCUUCAGUUUACAUAUGCUGCAAGUAUGGAGGUGACACGGAAAAAUUUUAAAGACAGUUUAAGCACUGUAAACAGCGCCAUAGAGGAAGCGGAUUUUCUAGCCAUUGAUGGGGAAUUUUCAGGUAUAAGUGACGGCCCUAACGUUAGCGCGCUCACGAACGGGCUGGACACGCCAGAAGAACGCUAUACCAAGCUCAAAAAGCAUUCCAUGGAGUUUCUCCUCUUCCAGUUUGGACUGUGCACGUUCAAGUAUGACCAAGCAGAAUCUAAGUAUAUCAUCAAGUCUUUUAACUUUUACGUAUUUCCAAAGCCAUUCAACAGAACAUCACCUGACAUCAAGUUCAUAUGCCAAAGCUCCAGCAUAGACUUCUUAGCCAGUCAGGGGUUUGACUUCAACAAGGUCUUCUGUAAUGGGAUCCCCUACCUGAACCAGGAAGAAGAAGCACAGCUGAGGGAGCAGGUUGAGGAGAGGCGGAGCCAGUCCAAUGGGGCCACGCCCUCUUACAUAUCCCCUUCCUCCAAGGGCCCUGCCCACGUCCCCGAUGAGCACAAAGACUUCAUCAACCGCGUGGUGGAGAAGGUUGAGGCUCUUCUCAGCAACUCAGACAAGACUGUGGAUCUGGAGCCUUGUACUGGGUUUCAGAGGAAGCUGAUCUACCAGACGCUCAAUUGGAAGUUCCCUAAGGGCCUGCACGUGGAAACCGUGGAAACGGAGAAGAAGGAGCGCUACAUCCAGAUCAGCAAGGCUGAUGAAGAGGAGAGGAGGAGGAGGCAGCAACAGAGACACGAGAGGGAGCAGGAAGAGCUGAAUGAUGCUGUGGGUUUCUCCAGGGUCAUUCACUUCAUCUCCAGAUCAGGAAAGCUGGUGGUUGGACACAACAUGCUGCUGGAUGUGAUGCACACCAUCCACCAGUUUUACUGCGCCCUGCCUGAGGACCUGAGAGACUUCAAAGAGGUCACCACCUGUGUUCUCCCCAGGUUGUUAGACACCAAGCUCAUGGCCUCCACUCAUCCCUUCAAGGAACUCAUCAGCAACACUUCUCUGGCUGAGCUGGAGAAACAGUUGAAAGAGUGCCCCUUCAAGUCCCCCAGAGUUGAGACGGCGCCUGGUUUCCCUAGUUACGACACGUCUCAGGAGCAGCUGCAUGAAGCGGGCUACGAUGCCUACAUCACUGGGCUCUGCUUCAUCUCUAUGGCCAACUACCUAGGCACGUUCCUGACCCCCCCCAAGACUCACAUCGGCUCUCACUCCAAACUCAUCGAACCCUUCUUCAACAAGUUAUUCCUGAUGAGGAUAAUAGAUAUUCCCUACCUCAACAUCAGCGGACCAGACUUGCAGCCUAAGAGGGAUCAUGUACUGUACGUCACCUUCCCUAAGGAGUGGAAGACCAGCGACCUCUAUCAGCUCUUCAGUGCCUUUGGUAACAUCCAGGUGUCAUGGAUAGAUGACGUGUCGGCCUUCGUGUGUCUGAGUCAGACUGACCAGGUUCAGAUAGCCAUGAACACCAGUCGCUAUGCGGAGAGCUACCGUAUCCAGACGUAUGCAGAGUACGUCCAGGGGCGGCAGCAGGAGAGGCAGGCCCAGGGAGGAGGCUCCUCCUGGGGGGCGGACGCCUGGGUCCGGCCCUCCACUGCACCCUCCUACGGAUACACACAGCACAAGGCCCCAGGGAAGCGCAGCAUCAGUCCGGUCCAGGAGGACGACACACACGACUGGAGCCUGUCCUCCUCACAGGGCAGCAAGAAGAUCAGGACUGACGGUGUGUGUGUUCAGACGUACGCAGGCGUGGUGGACAGCAAGACGACAGAAGGCUGGCUUAAUACCACGUCGCCGGCUGAUUUGUCGGGGACGAGUCCGACUCAGGAAGAGGAGAGUCCUGAGGCCUCUCAGCCAAUCAGUGAGACAGGGGCGGUUGCCUGGCAACAGCAACCCCCUGCCAAUCAGAAAAGGAAGGGUCGCAAGAACCAGAAGAAGACAGAAGUCGAGACAGGUCCUGAAGUGGCUCCUCUGUACGACGUGCCCCAGGUCUGGUAGGAGGAGGGCCUGGGCACCACCCGCUCUGCUGAUGGACCACGGGACACCCUGGAUACCGUUCCCACGGCACUCGCUGGACCUGUGCAGCAGGGGGGACAUCCCAUAAUGAAGCCAUGUGUAAAUGACACCAACAGUCUCUCACCAUCCUCCCAGACAACACAUCACCAAGGCUUUUUAACCAUCUGUGUGUGUAUGCGUGCGCGUGCGACCAGAUGACAGCACUUAACUGGUCCUGUGGUUUACACGUUUUUGUAUUUCAGUGUGAAUAUUUUUAAUAGUCUUCGCCCACCUUCGCCCAUCAAUUCUUUUUUAAACGUGUUUAUACCCUGGUGAUCUGGUAGCCCGUCGUCCUCAACACAUCAUAAAUGUUUAUAUUUAUUCUUGGUGUAAACCCCAGGCACAACCAGUCUGAUGUCCAACCCAGCUGUUUACUUGUUUAUUUAGAAGUCUUAUUUCGUUUUUUGUACGUUCCCUGUAAACUGUCAAAGAAUGUUCCGGUGAAAAAUUGUCGUCAUUUUUUGUAUGACGCGGUGUAAAAGUGUCUAAAAUAAUAUUUCCUUACAUUGAAAGGAAAAAUAAAAAUGUUUCUUAGUAA